Molecule: messenger RNA, 381 nt
Organism: Meloidogyne enterolobii
Lineage: Eukaryota; Metazoa; Nematoda; Chromadorea; Rhabditida; Meloidogynidae
Source: the annotation of a GenBank genome assembly
AUGGAAGAAAUUAAUAAAAACAGGAAAAACGAAAGAAGAGUAGUUGAAUGCUUUGAUACAUCACAUAAUUCAUGUCCUUCAAAACAACAAACAAAAAACAACCUCUCAAUUAAUUCCCCCCACAUACACAAACGUCGCCCUCAAUUAUUACAUACUUUCGACGGAAUUUUACAACAAUUAUUUUCACUAUAUACUCGCCAUUUACUUGUUGAUUUUUACCCUUUAUUUAUUUUAUUUCCAAUUUUAUUAACGAUAUUUUUGGGUUUUGGAUUUAUUUGGAUAGAACAAUUGACUAUUUUGGAUGCUAAACUGUUAUAUACACCUAAAAGUGCUUUUAGUUGGAAAGAGGAAGAAAUAUUUUCGAAGGCAAAAAUUUUUUGA